AUGCAGCUUGUCCUUGAGGACGGCACCGUUUUUAAUGGCUAUUCCUUCGGCUCCACUAAACCCUCCACGGGUGAAGUUGUGUUCAACACGGGCAUGUCUUCUUACCCCGAAUCUCUGACCGACCCAUCCUACCUCGGACAAAUCCUGACCUGCACCUACCCACUCAUCGGUAACUUUGGAGCUCCAAGCUACGAAAAGGAUGCCCUCGGUCUUUACAAGCAUCUCGAGUCUGGCCGCAUUCAGGUCUCCGGCCUCGUUGUUUCCGAUUACUCUGAGCAGUACAGCCAUUUUGAAGCCGUUCAAUCCCUCCACGACUGGUUACACAAAGAAGGCGUUCCCGGUAUCUGUGGCAUUGACACCCGUGCCUUGACCAAAAAGAUUCGUGAGCAUGGCGUUAUGCUGGGCAAGAUUGUACCUGCUGGUGCCGACUACGUUGUCAACUUUGAGGAUCCCAACAAGCGCAACCUGGUCGCUGAAGCUUCGCGCAAAACAGCCCAGACUUUUAUGCUCGAGGAAGGCUCGGACGUCGACAUUUUGGCCGUUGAUUGUGGCAUGAAAGAUAACAUCAUCCGCCAGCUCGUGCAGCGCGGUGCUCGUGUCAAGGUCGUGCCCUGGAACCAUGAUAUUUCCCAGGAAUACUACGAUGGCCUCUUCUACUCCAAUGGACCCGGUGAUCCGGCCAUGGCCACCGAGACGAUCAACCACCUGCGAAAUGCUCUCAAGCAGGACAAGCCCAUCUUCGGCAUUUGCAUGGGCCACCAGCUCCUGAGCCUUGCCGCUGGCGCCCAAUCCUACAAGCUCCCUUUUGGUAACCGUGGUCAAAACCAACCCUGCAUCAACCUCGAGGACCGUCGUUGCUACAUCACUCCGCAGAACCACGGCUAUGCUAUCGACGCCGAAACGCUGCCCGAAAACUGGGAGCCCCUCUUUGUCAAUGCCAACGAUGGCUCGAACGAAGGCUGCAAGCACGUCUCCAAGCCUUUCUUCUCCGUCCAGUUCCACCCCGAGGCCGCAGGUGGCCCCCAGGACACCGGCUUUCUUUUUGAUCGCUUCCUCAGCCUCGUCCGUCAGUCCAAGGCCAAGAGCCCUGCCCUCUCCAUGCCCAUUGGGCCUUCCCUGGCAUCGGGCAAACCCCUGGACGCCACCCUGCCCUCCCACACCGACCUCAAGUUCCCAUCUGCUGCCGUCAUUGCCUCCUACCCGCCCCUCAAGAAGGUGCUCAUUCUGGGCUCAGGCGGCCUUCAGAUUGGCCAAGCCGGCGAGUUUGACUACUCAGGAUCCCAGGCCAUCAAGGCUUUGAAGGAGCGCAACGUUCAGAGCAUCCUGAUCAACCCCAACAUUGCCACCGUUCAGACAGCGGAAGGUCUGGCCGAUCAGGUGUACCUUUUGCCGGUUAUUCCAGAGUUUGUGCAGAGCGUUAUUGAGAAGGAACGCCCCGAUGGCAUCUUCCUCCAGUUUGGCGGCCAAACCGCUCUCAACUGUGGUAUUGAGCUCGACAAACUGGGCAUCCUGAGCCAUUACGGCGUGCGCGUUCUCGGAACCUCGGUGUCCUCCAUUAUUGCCACGGAGGAUCGCGACAUUUUCGCUGCCAAGCUUACCGAAAUUGGCGAGCGUAUUGCUCCCAGCAUUGCCGCCACCUCCACCGAGGCGGCCAUUCAGGCUGCCCAUGAGAUUGGUUAUCCCGUCAUCGUGCGUGCUGCCUUUUCUUUGGGUGGCCUUGGCUCUGGCUUUGCCCAUGAUGACGCCCAGCUCCGCACCCUGUGCUCGCGCGCCUUCAGCUCCUGCCCCCAGGUUCUGGUUGAAAAGUCCCUCAAGGGUUGGAAGGAGAUUGAGUACGAGGUGGUCCGCGAUCAGUAUGACAACUGCGUCACCGUUUGCAACAUGGAGAACUUUGACCCCCUUGGUAUCCAUACUGGUGAUUCGAUCGUUGUUGCCCCGUCGCAAACCCUCUCGGACAAGGACUAUCACCUGCUGCGCUCAGCCUCCAUUCGCGUCGCCCGCCAGCUGGGCAUUGUCGGAGAAUGCAACGUGCAGUUCGCGCUCGACCCCUUGUCGCGAGACUAUUGCAUCAUCGAGGCCAACCCGCGUCUCUCCCGCUCCAGUGCGCUGGCCUCCAAGGCCACUGGUUACCCGCUCGCCUUUGUGGCCGCCAAGCUGGCCAUGGGGGAGAAUUUGGGCGACGUUCGCAACUCGGUCACGGGCACCACCACCGCCUGCUUCGAGCCGGCUCUCGACUACGUUGUGACCAAGAUUCCGCGCUGGGAUCUGAAAAAGUUUAACAACGCCAGCCCCAUCCUUGGCUCUGGCAUGAAGUCGGUUGGUGAGGUCAUGGCAAUUGGUCGCUCCUUUGAAGAGUCGUUGCAAAAGGCCGUCCGCAUGGUCGAUCCGUCCCUGGACGGCUUUGAGCCCAAGGCCUCCAAUGAUCUGCUCGAGUCAUUGAGCGUGCCGACCGAGUCUCGUCUCUUCUCUGUGGCCGAGGCGUUUCGCCAGGGUUACACCGUCGACCAGAUCUAUUCUCUGACCUUUAUCGAUCGCUGGUUCUUGUACAAGUGUAAGAACAUCUUUGACAUUGGCAUGGAGCUUGAACAGCACAGCCUGAGUGAUCUGCCUGAAGACCUGCUUCAAGAGGCCAAGAAGGCUGGCUUUUCCGACAAACAGAUUGCCAAGCGCAUCGGAGCGUCUGAGCUUGCCGUUCGUGAAAAGCGCAAGGCGGCCAACAUCGUGCCCUCGGUCAAGCAGAUUGAUACCUUGGCCGCUGAGUUCCCGGCGCAAACCAACUACCUCUACACCACCUAUCACGGUACCGAGGAUGAUGUUGAUUUUAAUGAGCACGGUACCAUGGUCCUGGGCUCGGGUGUUUACCGUAUUGGUAGCUCUGUUGAGUUUGACUAUAGCGCCGUUCAAUGCAUUCGUACGCUUCGUGACCUGGGCAAGAAGACGAUCAUGGUCAACUACAACCCUGAGACCGUGUCCACCGAUUAUGACGAGAGCGACCGCUUGUACUUUGAGGAGCUCUCUCUUGAGCGCGUCCUGGACAUUCACGACAAGGAGAACGACUCGGGCGUCGUCGUCUCGGUCGGCGGUCAAAUUCCCAACAAUUUGGCCAUGCAUCUGCACGAGCAGGGCAUGCAAAUCCUCGGUACUCAUCCCGAGAACAUUGAUCGCGCCGAGGAUCGCGACAAGUUUUCCAAGCUCAUGGACGACAUUGGUGUGGACCAGCCUGCCUGGCGUGAGCUGACCAAUUUGGCUGAAGCCGAGGACUUUUGCAACACUGUCGGCUACCCGGUGUUGGUGCGGCCCUCGUACGUGCUCAGCGGUGCUGCCAUGAAUGUGGUGCGCACGCCCGAGCAGCUCGAUCGCUAUCUUCGCGAGGCGGCCGAGGUGAGCCGUGAUCACCCCGUGGUCAUUUCCAAGUUCAUCCAGGGCGCCCGCGAGAUUGAGCUGGACGCCGUGGCACAGAAGGGCGAGGUGGUGGCAUAUGCCAUUGCCGAACACGUGGAGCAAGCCGGUGUGCACUCGGGUGAUGCCACUUUGGUCCUGCCGGCACAGGACUUGGAAGAUAACAUUUUCCAGGGUAUCCUCGAGUCAGGCCGCAAGAUUGCCGCUGCCCUACAAAUUUCCGGCCCCUUCAACGCCCAGUUUAUUGUCGAGGACUCUGGCGCCAUCAAGGUGAUUGAGACCAACCUCCGUGCCUCGCGCAGUCUGCCCUUCUGCUCCAAGGUCAUGGGCAUUGAUUUCGUGGAUCGUGCCACUCGCAUCUUCUCUGGCGAGCAUGUCGAGCCCAUCGAUUGUCACACCGUUGCACCUCCCUAUGUUGGUGUCAAGGCGCCUCAGUUUAGCUGGUCCCGUCUUCUUGGCGCUGAUCCAGUGCUGGGCGUGGAGAUGGCAUCAACUGGCGAGGUGGGCUGCCUCGGCACCAGCAAGCACGAAGCCUUCCUCAAGGCUCUGAUGUCGGCCAACCUUCGUCUGCCGCGCAAGAACAUCUUGAUCAUGGGUGGCGACGAGAAGAAUGCCUUCCUGCCUUCAGCUCGCGCACUGGCGGCCAUGGGCUAUUCGCUGCUGGCUACGCCCGGCACGGCCUUCCACCUCGCCCACCACGGCGUCGCGGUGACUCGCCUGUCCAUGCCACGCCAGGACGACUACUUGGCGGACCCCCACACACCAGACGUGCUGCAUGCCCUUCGCAAUGGCAAGGUUGAUCUGUUUAUCAACUUCCCCCGCGUCACCUCGUUGGGUCAGGAGCCCAACACGGACGAGCAGCGCAAGACGUAUCGUGUGCGCCGCGCCGCAGUGGACCACAACGUGCCGAUUAUUACCAACCUGAAGGUGGCGCAGCAACUGGUCGAAUCUCUGGCCAAGACUCACAAGUUUGGCGUUGACUCUUACCAAGAGCUUCGUGCCGAGGCCCGUGCCAAGGCCGCCGCGGCUGGCGAGAAGGUGUAUACCGAACAGGAUUAAGUUUGUUCCCAUGAGAGAUUGAUCGUGAUAGAACAUUCUUCUUCCACUGUGGGGAUCGAUGUCCUGUGGCCCCCCGUAUUCCCUUGUCUCGGGUGCUUGUGAGUUGAGUCUGCUGUUCAACUUUAACUUUAAUUUUGGCCCGCCUCCGCAAGUCAUGGCACCCUCCCAAUUCAAACCUUUUUCAACC
Molecule: messenger RNA, 4645 nt
Organism: Monosiga brevicollis MX1
Lineage: Eukaryota; Choanoflagellata; Craspedida; Salpingoecidae
Exons: 10
Coding region: 1-4458 (1485 amino acids)
Biological process (GO): 'de novo' pyrimidine nucleobase biosynthetic process; L-glutamine metabolic process
Cellular component (GO): cytoplasm
Molecular function (GO): ATP binding; metal ion binding; carbamoyl-phosphate synthase (glutamine-hydrolyzing) activity
Source: RefSeq, a predicted model, not a curated record